AUGGCCAUGCUGAACUACUUAUCAAUUGUCCUUCCCGCUUUUCUCCUGAUACCUCUGGUGCGGGGUCAGAAUACGACAAUCAACCUCUGGCCCGAGCCAAAAACAUACACGGCAGGCAACACCCCCGUGUGCAUCGCCGAUGACUUCAAGAUCAACAUACCGGGAGACAAUGUCCCUCAAGAUCUAUGGGAUGCUGUUGGGCGAGCGUCUUCGCGAAUCUGGAACACUAAACACGAAUACCUAUCAGUUAACUGGGGCGCAGAGUUCUUCAACGAUUUUUCGAACCCAUGUGAACAUUAUCUCCAUUCCCUUGACCUAGUCUUUUCAUCAGAGAAUCGCAACUCGAUACGAUCAGUUGUCAAGCAGCAACCCGUCGAGCGCAUGGCUUUGGAACAGUACAACCUGACUAUCCCGCUCAAUGGGAGUGCGACAGUCAUCGCUACCAACGCUUUGGGUCUGUACAGAGGUUUGACAUCCUUCGAGGGACUAUGGUUUUACCUUGCUCCACCGGGACAAGGCGGCAACACUAUGCGCAAACGGUGGUCUGGUGGAGAAGCUUUGUAUGCGCCCUGGGCCCCCUAUGAGAUUCAGGAUGCACCAUCCUUCCCUUGGCGAUCGGUUCUCUUGGACACGUCUAGGCAUUUCUAUCCAUUGCAGGACUUGAGAAAGAUGCUCGAUACCAUGGCGAUGGUCAAGAUGUCAACGUUCCAAUGGCAUAUCACAGAUAGCCAAUCUUUCCCUCUCGAGCUGUCUGACUACCCCGAACUGGCCAAUAAAGGUGCAUACAGUCCCGCUAGACACUACAGCGAGCAAGACGUCAAAGAUCUCAUCGCCUACGCUGCUGAACGAGGGAUCGAAGCGUACCUUGAGAUUGACAGUCCAGGUCACACGGCGUCCAUCGGAGAAUCACACCCAGAGUACAUUGCCUGCUUCGAUUAUCCCGGAUGGGCGACGAACAACCUCGCCAAUGAGCCUCCCCCGGGUCAACUCCGUUUCGCCGACCCCAGCGUGUCGAAUUGGUUCAAGGGAGUUUUAGCAAAUGCGGUUUCGCUCGUUGAAGGCAACUUCUUCAGUACCGGAGGAGACGAGAUCAAUCAGAAUUGUAUGCUUAAUGACUCGCUAACGAUGGAGAAACUCAAUGCGUUCAAUUGGACGCUUGAUCAAGCUUUGAACAACUUUACCGCCAUCUCCCAAGAAGCCAUCCACGCGGUCAACAAAACUGUGGUUGUCUGGGAAGAGAUGGUCGAUGCGUUUGGCAACAUCACUGCAAUUCAUCCCGACACUGUCGUCCUUGUCUGGAUUGACUCGUCGCAUAAUCGAGAGGUCGCCAAUCGCGGCUUCAGAUUCGUACAUGCUUCAUCUGAUUACUUCUAUCUGGACUGCGGACAAGGCGAAUGGAUAGGGGAAAAUGGAGGUGGGAAUAGCUGGUGUGACCCAUUCAAAACUUGGGCACAUAUGUACUCCUUCGAUCCCUUUGGCAAUUUGACCGAGGCGCAGGAAUCCCAAGUCCUAGGCGGUCAAGCCUCGCUCUGGUCAGAGCAGACCUCAAGUGCCAACAUCGAGGUCGUCAUGUGGCCCCGUACGGCUGCAGUUGCCGAAUUGUUCUGGAGCGGUCCAGGAUCUAAUGGCUCGUAUCCAAGACAGUCUGUUGAAGCGAUCCCGCGGAUGAAUGAUCUUCAAGCUCGAAUGGUCGACCGUGGUGUCAACGCCGAGCCAAUCCAGCCUACGUGGUGUGCCAUCAGACCGGGUGCAUGCAACUUUGACUCGUAA
This is a messenger RNA of Kockovaella imperatae, 1770 nucleotides long. RefSeq names its product glycoside hydrolase superfamily. Gene Ontology annotation, molecular function: beta-N-acetylhexosaminidase activity. The transcript has 10 exons. The record is from RefSeq and is a predicted model, not a curated record. NCBI's taxonomy places the organism in Eukaryota, Fungi, Basidiomycota, Tremellomycetes, Tremellales, Cuniculitremaceae. Gene Ontology annotation, cellular component: membrane. Gene Ontology annotation, biological process: glycosaminoglycan metabolic process; carbohydrate metabolic process. The coding region runs from base 1 to 1770 and encodes 589 amino acids.